Molecule: messenger RNA, 2316 nt
Organism: Nicotiana tabacum (common tobacco)
Lineage: Eukaryota; Viridiplantae; Streptophyta; Magnoliopsida; Solanales; Solanaceae
Biological process (GO): negative regulation of GTPase activity
Cellular component (GO): membrane
Molecular function (GO): small GTPase binding
Source: RefSeq, a predicted model, not a curated record
AAAAUCACACUGCAGAAAAAGCGAAAAAAGAAAAAGGAAAGCACUAUAAUUAUCCAUUCCACCAAUCCGUAUAUCUACUUUCGACCCACAAAUUUAAUAAAGCCUCACAUUCUCGGAAUACACAAAAACAAAUUAAAAUCUUCUUUUAAUAGCGUUAUUUUGUAGGGUUUCUGAUGUUUACUUUCUGAAACUACUACUAUUACUUUGGUUUGCUUAUAGACCCUUUUGCCGCCGAUUCCUUUCAAAUCUCCGUUACUCCGCCGAUCACCGGCAGUUUUGUUGUAUUGAGGUUACGUUUCAGUUCGAUCUACGUUUUUUUGAAUUUUUUCGACCGUUGAGUGAGUUCGCCGGAGAUGUCGGAGGUAGAGGCAGAGAAGACGGUGGAGGAAGAGGUGGUGAAGGGUGGUGAGCUGCUGUUUUGUGGAUGUACUAGUUGGGAUGCUAUUGGUCGCCGGAAAGUGGCGGAAGGGAAUUUGAUUUCUCCGACGAGGCUUCGACCGCUUCUUGGUGUCAACAUUUGUUUCGUUGCCUCUGGCUGCGCUUCUUGUCAUUGUGUAGCACUAGAUACUGAAGGACGUUGCUAUACAUGGGGAAGGAAUGAGAAAGGGCAGCUUGGUCAUGGAGAUAAAAUUACACGUGAUAGACCAACUGUUGUUUCUGAACUCUCCAAGCAUAAAAUCAUUAGAGCCGCAGCUGGAAGGAGCCACACAGUGGUAGUGACUGAAGAUGGACAGUCCUUUGCUUUUGGUUGGAAUAAACAUGGGCAGCUUGGUACAGGCUCUGCAAAAAAUGAAAUUGAAUCAUCUCCAGUCCAAUGUGCUGUCUCUGAAGUCAAAACUGCUACUUGUGGGGCUGAAUUUACUGUGUGGCUAACCUCAGUUGAAGGAGCUUCUAUAUUAACUGCCGGUCUGCCUCAGUAUGGUCAGCUUGGUCAUGGUACUGACAAUGAGUAUAAUACCAAAGAUAGCUCGGUAAAGCUAGCCUAUGAAGCUCAACCCCGACCUAGAGCUAUAGCAGCUUUUUCUGGAGAGACUAUAGUCAAAGUAGCUUGUGGAACAAAUCACACAGUUGCAGUGGAUAAGAAUGGAUAUGUAUACACGUGGGGAUUUGGCGGUUAUGGGAGGCUUGGUCAUAGAGAACAGAAGGAUGAGUGGACUCCUCGACGAGUUGAUGUUUUCACACGGCAGAAUGUCUUGCCUCCAAAUGCAGUGGUUUCAGCAGGUUCUGCCAACUCAGCAUGCACUGCUGGAGGAGGACAGCUUUACAUGUGGGGCAAAGUAAAGAACAGCGGGGAUGAUUGGAUGUAUCCUAAACCUCUUCUGGAUUUGAGUGGAUGGAACCUGCGAUGUAUGGAUUCUGGACAUAUGCACCACUUUGUCGGUGCUGAUUCCUCGUGCAUUAGUUGGGGCCAUGCACAAUCAGGGGAGCUGGGUUAUGGACCAACUGGACAAAAAUCUUCUGCAGUUCCUAAGAAGGUGGACAUUUUAGAUGGCAUGCAUGUUAUCAGUGUUGCUUGCGGAUUUGCCCACUCCAUGGUUGUGAUUGACAAGACCAAUGUUGAAGAUCGACUUGAUCAGCUUGACGUAUAUGAUGGCAAGGCUUCUGAGGAAGCGAGCGUAGAACCUGUGAGUGAAUCUCCAGUUUCUCAAAAGGCUUCCAAAAAAGGGUCUGCUAAGGCACCUGCAAAUUCAAAUAAGAGGAAGAAAAAAGAUGCAUCAUCUGAUUCUGAAGGUGAGGAGGAAAAUAGUGAUGAUGAGAGUGAUGACUAUGAAGAAAAAUCUAAUGGGCGAGCUAAGUCUUCCAGCAGAGGUCGUGGAAAGGCUGCUGGAAGAGCUACAGCAAGUAAAAAGGGCAGUGGCCGUGGGAGGGGUCGACCUCCAUCAGCAAGUAAAAGCUCCCAGCCUGAAGGGAAAGUAACGCCAGGUAAAAGAGGAAGGCCCAGGAAAUCGUAAGAGUACAACUUUCCUGGUUAAGCUAAAAGCUUCUCAAUAUGAUGAAGUGUAUCUUAUUCUCCAUUGGCUACUUAGUUGCACUUUAAAAAGUACAUCAUUUUCGUCAUUAUUUCCAUUCUACAUUCUGAAAUUUAGCAAGUGUAAAGCAUUUGUGCUUUAAAUUUGUUACCUGUAUUGACAUAGAGCAUUGACCGCGAAGAUGUAGGUGUUUGUCCGAGUUUGUACCUGGUCAAGCUCGUUUUUGGGGAGAGGAGAAAAAAGGGAAAGAAAAAAAAAACUUUUCUGGCAGUGAGGUGUAUUGGAUUUUUUCACUAACCUUAUAAGUUGUAGCAUUCCUCUCUGAUGGCUAAUUUCUUUGCUAAUU